Messenger RNA from Ictalurus furcatus (blue catfish), 2036 nucleotides. RefSeq names its product kynurenine--oxoglutarate transaminase 1-like. The coding region runs from base 617 to 1894 and encodes 425 amino acids. Gene Ontology annotation, biological process: biosynthetic process. The record is from RefSeq and is a predicted model, not a curated record. Lineage: Eukaryota; Metazoa; Chordata; Actinopteri; Siluriformes; Ictaluridae. Gene Ontology annotation, molecular function: L-kynurenine:2-oxoglutarate transaminase activity; pyridoxal phosphate binding. Gene Ontology annotation, cellular component: mitochondrion; cytoplasm. The transcript has 13 exons.
UAACAGCUUUAUAUGGACUAGCUUCAGAAUCAUAGCACAAAACAGGGAACGUAAAUCACUUAAAACAACAACAACAAAAAACGCUGGGUGACUAGCUGUUUUCCCCGUCUUGCUCUCUCCUCUUUUUUAAGUUUUUCUUUCCUUUUUUGGUAUCCCGAUUCUGAAUAAUCCACGAGUGUCUUAAGGGGACACACAUACACCUGGCACAGUCUGAGGGCACUCAUUAUAGCAUGCUUCUUAAUAGAUUAUUGUCAAAAGAAUCCACCCUCCACCCUCGUUACAGUGCCCCUGAGAGUAAGCAAUGAUGCACUGUAUGUCUACCCCUGAAGGUAUAAUUUACAUACUGGAAUGUUUAGAACAGUGGUGUUAAAUGAGGCUUUACUUUGGAAAACACCAGUCAUUCACAUGACCUGAAAAACACUGUAAGGUAGAUAAAUAUCAGAUCCACUCAGUACACUGUAGUGAUAUGCAGAGGUGUGAAUCAGUCCUGUCUACGGAGCGGCCUCUUACUUGUCCUGUUAAUGUAUAUUUUUUUAUCUUUUCACUUUCAGUUACAGUCUCUGAAGAAUUUCAGCUGUUUUGACUAUAUCCUGACACAUGUUCAUAUUUUUAGACCAUGUCCCGCAAGUUCCAUACACAGAGGACCGAGGCAAUCGACAAUCACGUGUGGGUGGAAUUUACCCAACUAGCUGCUGAGUACGAAGUAGUGAACCUGAGCCAUGGAUUCCCUGACUUUCCUCCUCCCAGUUUUGCCAAGGAGGCUCUUUGCACUGCUGUCUGUGGGGGCACUAGUAUGCACCAAUACACACGCAUCCUUGGCCAUCCACCACUUGUAAAGAUCCUUGCCAAAUUUUUUGGGAGGAUUUUGGGCCUGGAAAUAGAUCCAAUGCAGGACAUCCUGAUUACUGUAGGAGCCUAUGAAGCCCUUUUCUGUGCAAUUCAGGCUCUGAUUUCUGAAGGUGAUGAAGUAAUUAUCAUAGAACCUUUCCAUGACCGUUAUAAAUCCAUGACUGUAAUGGCAGGAGGAAAACCUGUCUACGUGCCCCUCAAACCUCUAAAGGUUACUGGUCCAACUUUGUCCAGUGCUGAUUGGGUGUUGUGUCCUGAAGAGCUGGCCAGUAAAUUUACCUCUCAUACAAAAGCUAUCAUCAUUAACAAUCCCAGUAAUCCAUUAGGCAAGGUCUUUCAGAGGGAAGAGUUGCAGAUGAUAGCUGACCUGUGUAUAAAGCACAAUGUUAUUUGCAUCAGUGAUGAGGUGUAUGAGUGGCUUACAUAUGAUGGAGCACAACAUAUAAAAAUAGCAAGUUUUCCAGGUAUGUGGGAGCACACUGUCACUAUCGGGAGCGCAGGCAAGUGCUUUAGUGCCACAGGAUGGAAGUUGGGCUGGGCAAUUGGACCAGGACACAUCCUUAAACACCUGCAAAGCAUUCAUCAGAACUCUGUAUACCACUGUCCCACUCCUACUCAGGAGGCUCUGGCAGUGUGUUUCCAGAGAGAAUACAACAUGUUUGGCACAGAAGAAAGCUACUUUAGACAGUUACCAAAGCAGCUCCAAACCAAAUGCGAAAGGCUAGCCAACUGUAUGAGUAGUGUGGGGCUGCAGCCCAUCAUGCCUGAGGGUGGCUACUUUAUGAUGAUGGACAUCUCCAACGUGAAGGUUGACCUAAAUGACCCAAAUGCUAAGGAUGAACUCUAUGACAGCAGAUUUGUGAAGUGGCUUAUUAAAGAGAAGGGUUUGGGCACUAUCCCUGUAUCUGCAUUUUUCAGCUUGGAACAAAGAGCACACUUCCAGAAUUACAUUAGAGUCUGCUUUGUCAGGGAUGAUUCAACCCUGAAUGCAGUAGAAGACAUUCUGAAACAGUGGAAUGAUUAUAUCAAAAUGGGAUCAAACUAAUUCUGUUCAAAAAUCUUUUUUGCAUAGUAUGUCUGAGUCAGCUCACAUUAACCACUAUAGAAGAAUCUAAGCUUUUAAGUGAAAUACCUCAGGGGGGUGGGAAAUUCAGCAGUCCUACUGUGUUUUAUCCAUACUUAUACAA